AUGAAUAAGACGCGCCGCACUAAAAAAGCGAUCACUGUGCAAACGGAUCCGGUUUUCCGGCCUACGGCCAUCAAUAUCGAGGAGGUGGGGCAGGACCAACUUGCUCCUAAGUAUAUAAAAGACGUGGCUCAACUCUUAGAGGCACCAUCAACGAGUUCGAGCUCCAAAAUGCGCUUCUCCACCUUCUGUCUUCUGAUUUCCGCCUCAGCGCUCGUCGUUUCGGUGGGUCUUUUUUAUUAGCUAGCAGUUUUUUUUAGGAGUUCACUGGCUCGCUUCAAUUUUUUAAUCGUACUGAUAUGUUUGAUGUGAUAAAAAAGCUAUGCACUCAAGACUUACAUUAGGCUUAAAAAAAGUGAAAAGUAAAAUCAAUUUUUCCCCGCUUUGUUCAGUGAAUCGGUUUUUUUUGAAAUAUAUAUUUGGUAGCGCCUGAAACAUUUCCAUGAAAAAAAUUUUUUUUUCUAAUUUUUUUGUUUCGCAAUCUGGACCGAGAGCUUUUUUUCUUGGAAUUAGCCUGACGGCGCCGAAAAAGGUUGAAAAAAACUACGAAGCCAGUCUUGGCAGAGGCUUUAUAGAAAAUUAAUCAAGAAAUAAUACUUCUAUUAGCGUUUCCUUCUUUUUAUAACAAAUAGUUCAACUCACAUUUAAAGUUUGAGAACUAUUUGACUCGAAAAGAAUAAGCUUCGUAGCAUUUUCCUGCUUACAAAUGUUCUUGUGCAACUAUCUCACUCUUUUGAAAUGUUCUUGAUUCCAAAUGACCAACUAAAUUUAACAAAAAUCAUAGUCAUAACUAGUUGCAGAGUAGGAAACCUGUAUAUUCUCGGAAAAAAAGACUCAGAAGCUCAUUGUUUCAGGCAAGCGUCAUCCGUGAGAAGCGUCAAUGCGGAUGUGCCUCUCAGGCUCAGCAACAGCCAACCUGCUCUUGCUCCCCCUCUCAGGCUCAACCCUCAACAGCAACAGCCACAGAUGUCGUGCUCCUGCCAGUCUGCUCCAGUCCAACAGUCUCCAUCUUGCGGCUGCGCUCCUCAGGCUCAACAGCAGCAGCCUCAGACGAUGCAGGUCCAGACGUCUCAAUGCGCUCCAGCUUGCCAGCAAUCAUGCCAGCAGCAGUGUCAAGCGUCGCCCAGCAAUAA
Caenorhabditis auriculariae is the source of this 1130-nucleotide messenger RNA. The record is from the annotation of a GenBank genome assembly. NCBI's taxonomy places the organism in Eukaryota, Metazoa, Nematoda, Chromadorea, Rhabditida, Rhabditidae.